Messenger RNA from Malassezia pachydermatis, 612 nucleotides. Its product is annotated as dna replication complex gins protein psf2. The record is from RefSeq and is a predicted model, not a curated record. Gene Ontology annotation, cellular component: nucleus; GINS complex. The transcript has 4 exons. The coding region runs from base 1 to 612 and encodes 203 amino acids. NCBI's taxonomy places the organism in Eukaryota, Fungi, Basidiomycota, Malasseziomycetes, Malasseziales, Malasseziaceae. Gene Ontology annotation, biological process: DNA replication; double-strand break repair via break-induced replication.
AUGGCACUGCCACCGCCCACCCGGUACGGCAUUUUGCCUACAGAGAUGGAAUAUGUGGCCGGUACAGAGACUUUGGUAGAUAUACUGCCCUUGAUAUCGCUCGAUCGUGUCCGACUUUUAAGUGGGACGUAUGGCCCAUUCCAACCGCCGACGCAUGCUCAAGUACCCCUGUGGCUCGCAGUCUCCCUCCGAAAGAAACGGAAAUGCGUGAUCAUUCCGCCUGCCUGGCUUAGUGUUGACGCUCUCACAGAGUUUCUUCGUCAAGAAACUACGCAAUUGGCGUUUGCCCCGUUGCCCCUUCAUUACGUCGCCAUUUCGAAAAUGCUUUUGGAACACGCGGCAGAAGAUAUUCCUGCGUCCUCUCGGAUACGUGCCCUACUGAAAGAUUUGCGUGAAACGCGGCAAAGCAAAGUGUUGGCUGGCUUGGAAAUGCUCAAUCCGGCCCAUCUCGAGAUGACCAAUAUCUCGUCUAUGGAGAUCUGCGAAGUGCGUCCUUUCUUUCAAACGGCGUUGAAUCAACUGCACGCCAUUCAAGGCACAGAUACCACGAAAGAAGAGCCGCCGUCACAGACGAUAGAGGAUGAUGGAGAAGUAUCUGUGCGACGCGUGUAA